Molecule: messenger RNA, 1011 nt
Organism: Esox lucius (northern pike)
Lineage: Eukaryota; Metazoa; Chordata; Actinopteri; Esociformes; Esocidae
Gene: prdx6
Product: peroxiredoxin 6
Exons: 5
Coding region: 89-757 (222 amino acids)
Biological process (GO): cellular oxidant detoxification; cell redox homeostasis
Cellular component (GO): cytosol; mitochondrion
Molecular function (GO): peroxiredoxin activity
Source: RefSeq, a predicted model, not a curated record
AGACAGGCCUUCUUACGCAUCUGACUUAGUGUAUGUUAGUAACAUCACGUAGAGACCGUAGUGCGAUCCUCGCGGAAGAGUGCGGACAAUGCCAGGUGUUCUGUUAGGAGACGUGUUCCCCAACUUCGAAGCCGAAACAACAAUCGGCAAGAUAAAAUUCCAUGACUUCUUAGGAGAAUCAUGGGGAAUCCUGUUCUCCCACCCCAGGGACUUCACUCCUGUGUGCACAACCGAGCUGGCUUGUGCUGCCAGGAUCAGCGACCAGUUCAAGAAACGUAACGUCAAGAUGAUCGCUCUGUCCAUCGACAGUGUGGCUGACCAUCUUGCCUGGAGCAAGGAUAUCGUGGCAUUUAACAGUGAGGGUGAUGUCUCUCCCCUGCCUUUCCCCAUCAUUGCUGAUGACAAACGAAAACUUGCGGUCCAACUGGGCAUGCUGGACCCAGACGAGAUAGACAAAGAUGGCUUGCCCCUUACUGCACGCUGUGUGUUUGUGAUUGGUCCAGAUAAGAAGAUGAAGCUGUCAAUCUUGUACCCAGCCACCACUGGAAGGAACUUUGACGAGAUUCUCCGUGCUAUUGACUCGCUGCAGCUCACUGCAUUAAAGAAGGUGGCCACACCUGUCGACUGGAAGCCUGGUCAGAAGUGUAUGGUAAUUCCUUCGCUCUCUGAUGCUGAGGCCGCUGAACUCUUCCCCAAUGGGGUCACCACCAAAGAGCUGCCUUCUGGGAAAAGAUACCUCCGCUACACACAGCUGUGAGCCUGGCUGAGGUACCACGUUUAUUCCUCCCAACAAGACCAGAUGGACCCACCGCUGGCGUACCUUUUUACUAGUCCUGUCAUUAGGGGACUUACCAUUGUAUAACUAGUCAUUGCUCUUGUAUGUUUAAAUGCCCUCAAGUCUCCCUAAUUGCAUCUCUCCUAAGUGUCCAUUGUUACAGUACUGUCUUUGGUAUGAUUAUACCCUUGUAUAGUGCCUUACUAUCCCAAUAAACACACUCGUAGCGACUGCCA